Messenger RNA from Lucilia sericata (common green bottle fly), 3121 nucleotides. Its product is annotated as putative inorganic phosphate cotransporter. Gene Ontology annotation, biological process: transmembrane transport; monoatomic anion transport. The record is from RefSeq and is a predicted model, not a curated record. Gene Ontology annotation, cellular component: plasma membrane. Gene Ontology annotation, molecular function: transmembrane transporter activity. Bases 866 to 2323 code for a protein of 485 amino acids. NCBI's taxonomy places the organism in Eukaryota, Metazoa, Arthropoda, Insecta, Diptera, Calliphoridae. The transcript has 4 exons.
CGCCUUCAUUACAAAUCAGUCGGUCUAAGAACGUUUCUGCAACGAGAACUGUCAUUGUAACGCAUAGAACAAGUCUUCUGUGUGUGUGUGUCUGUCUCGUCGUUCACUUGUUAUUGUUGUUUUUUUUAUUUAUAAUUUAUUGUUGUUAUUCUCGAUUCUCGUAUCUGUUCGAAAAAAAAAGUUAAAGGAAAAAUAUAGUAGAUGAAAAUUCUGUCAGUGCGUUGUCGGUGAUUGUUGUGUGUGCAUGUGUGAAUAUUAACAAAAAAAAGUGUAUAUUUAAAAAAAACAAAAUAAAUAUUGUAUACUUCAGUUACAAUUUAAGUAGUAGAUAUAGUUAGGAUUGUUGUUAUUUAGUAGAUAAGCCUAACCAGAGAUAGUUGGUUGUUGCAUCUUACUGCUCUACGAAACAAAAAUAUAAAAUAAUAUUUUGUCACUCUGGAAUAUAAAAAAAAAUAUAUAAAAAAAGAAAAAAUUUCCUGAAGAUUAAAUAAAAUCCAACUGUUGAUAUUGCUUGACGUGCCUGAAUUUUUAACAAAAAAAAAAAUUUUAUAUUGUGCGACGUUUAAAUUUUUUUAAAAAAAAGAGUUCACACAAUUUUAUAAAUAAAUUACAAAAUAUAAAAAAAAUAAACCAAAAAUUAAGUAUACAUAAAAAUAUAAAGUGAAUGUUUAAAUUUGUGGAAAAAAAUUUAAUUUAAAAUAUAUAACAAAAUUUUAUAACAUCUAAGACAUUUUCCAAAAGUCUUUACGGAAAAAAGGAAAAUCUCAAAAAGUAUUUGCUGCUUAAAGGAAAAUUUUGUUUAAAACUCAACUCAACUUUAAGUUCCUUGUUUAAAACCGCAAAACUGGCUCAACCUAAGACCAAUAUGGUUAAAAAUCGUAGAUUUGAUGAGGGUCCACUCAUUGGUACCCGUCAUAUACAAUGUUUCCUAUGCUUUUGCUGCCUGUCUUUGGCCUAUGCUUUGAGAGUCAAUUUGAGUGUGGCCAUUGUAGCGAUGACAGAUAAAAAUGCUACACAAAGUGAUUAUGAGGAUUUCGAAUGGAAUGAGAGUGUAAAAUCCUAUCUGCUAAGCAGUUUCUUUUGGGGCUACAUUACCACUCAAAUUCCAGGCGGUCAUAUAGCUCAAAAAUAUGGAGCCAAAAUUAUACUUUUAGUUGGUGUCACUUUAUGUUCUCUGCUUACCUUACUCACCCCAGUGGCAGCUCACAUAGGUGGUUGGAAAUUACUGUUUGCUGUGCGUGUUAUACAAGGUCUGUUGCAAGGUGCCGUACAUCCCGCCACUCAUGCCAUGUUAGCUAAAUGGGCUCCGGUAGAGGAAAGAGGUGCUUUGGGUACCUUCUGUUAUUCGGGCUCACAAUUCGGCACUGUGGUCACAUUAGCUGUUAGUGGUUAUAUAGCUGAUUCUUCUGCUGGUUGGCCUGGUAUUUUCUACAUUUCCGGUUCUAUGGGUUUCAUAUGGGCCAUUUGCUGGUACUUGUUUGCUGCUAGUACACCCGCCGAACACAAGAGUAUAUCGCCCGAAGAAAAGAAAAUGAUUGAAAACUCUUUGGGUCAAGUGGAUAAUACACCCAAAACUGUGGGCCCCACACCAUGGGUGAAAAUCUUUACCUCACCUCCAUUCAUUUCGUUGAUCAUUGUGCACUGUACCCACAUGUGGGGCUUCUGGACUUUACUGACUCAAAUCCCCAACUAUAUGAAGAACAUUUUGGGUGUUGAUAUUAAAAAUAGUGCCCUACUCUCCUCUCUGCCUUAUGCUGUGAUGUGUAUACUCUCCUUCUGCUUUAUCUAUCUUUCAAAGCUAUUGUCGAAAAAGGAAAAUUUGUCUUUAGCUUUUAGUCGCAAAUUCUUUAAUUCUAUCGGUCAUUGGAUUCCCAUGAUUUCUCUGGCUGCUUUGGGUUAUGUCACCGAGGAACAUUCCACCUUGGCAGUGGUUUUACUAACGCUGACAGUGGGUAUUAGUGCUGCUACAUACCUGGGCUUCCAGGUGAAUCAUAUCGAUUUGUCUCCCAAUUAUGCGGGCACUCUGAUGGGCAUUACGAAUGGUGCUGCCAAUGUUAUGAGUGCUUUGGCUCCUUUGGCUGUGGGUGUGGUGGUGAAUGAUGUGACCAAUGUGAUCGAAUGGCGUAUGGUCUUUUUCAUUGCUGCCGGUUUCUACUUCUUCGGAAAUCUUCUAUUCGUGUUGAUGGGUAAAACUGAAGUACAAAGUUGGAACUCACCUGAAGAUGCCUUAGCCAAACGCAUGAGUAUUAUUGAUCCCGAAACACCGGCUCUCAUAACAAAUGGUGAUAUUGUCAAACCACAAAUUAAGGAAAAUGGCAACUAAACAGUAAACAUCAGAAUAAUUCUUAAAAAAAAUUAUAUAAAUAUUCACAUACACAUAAACAAGCGUACUGAAGACCUCUUUAGUUGAUAAGUUUUAGUUAAAAAAAAAGUUUAGUGAUUUAAAUUUAAAUUAGUUGUAAGCAUUAAAUAGUUUUAAUUAAAACAAACAUUUUAAAAAAUAAUGCAUAUUACUUUUAUUUUAACAAAAAAAUGCAUUUAAACGCACGCACAGUUUCUUUAAAAAAAAUGUAAAGGAAAUUAUAAUAAGAAAAACGUUCCUAAAAAGACCUUAAUUUUCUUUUCUUAAAAAAGGACCUAAAAAAGAAAUUUUAUUAAAAAAAAGACUUACAUUUUCUUUUAAACAUAUUAUUUGAGCUUCCAUUAGUUUUAAUUUAACUAAAAAAAAUAUCUUUAGAAAAAAUCUUUUUUCUUUAGAAAAUUAUUUAGAGUCCUUUAACAGUAUUUAAAAAAACAUAUAAAUAAUUUUGAAAAUUUAUUUUAUUUUUGUUGUAUUUUUGCAAAAAUUUUCCCUUGUCCGUUCGUUUUCUUUCCUUUGUAAAGCGUUUGUACUUUAAUUAUUUAAAAAAUAAAUUUAUGUACAUAAUUACCUUGUAAGUAAAUUAUUAAAUUUAGUUUAAAUAAUUUAAAAAAAAAAAAGAAAAAACACAAAUUGCAAUAACUAAAUGUGCCUUAAUAAUUAUAAAUUUAUUUAGUUUAAGAAUAUAUUUAUGUAAGUUAAAUUUUAUUCAAAUAAAAUUUUGAAAAUAAUUUUUCAAUAAUAACGGUGCCAAUAUAAAAU